Ipomoea triloba (trilobed morning glory) is the source of this 1160-nucleotide messenger RNA. Its product is annotated as homeobox-leucine zipper protein ATHB-6-like. Gene Ontology annotation, biological process: positive regulation of DNA-templated transcription. The transcript has 3 exons. Gene Ontology annotation, molecular function: sequence-specific DNA binding; DNA-binding transcription factor activity, RNA polymerase II-specific. Lineage: Eukaryota; Viridiplantae; Streptophyta; Magnoliopsida; Solanales; Convolvulaceae. Gene Ontology annotation, cellular component: nucleus. The coding region runs from base 239 to 1027 and encodes 262 amino acids. The record is from RefSeq and is a predicted model, not a curated record.
ACUGCUGUCCCCAUACUUGUGAAGAAAACAAUAUAAACUCUGGCCAUUUUCCUCUUCCCUUUCCACCUUUUCUGUUUCAUCCACUCUGAUUGAUGAAAAGCACCAAUCCCUUUUCUUCCCUCUUUCCUUCCCCUCCUUUGCUGCUAUAACUCUACACUCUUUAGCCUUUAUACCUAUCUCCCCUCACUCUAUAACCCUCCAUCUCUUCAUUAUUAUUAUUCAUUCACUCACUGCAGUUAUGAAGAGGUUCAGUUUCUGUGAUUCUUCUGCCACUUUGCUCUAUCCACCCCAAGAGAAGGAUAUGAAGGAGAAUUUGGUUUACAGCGGUGAAUUGCAGGCAAUGUUGGAUGGGUUAGAUGAUGAUGACAGUGUAGAAGAGAAUGUGGGUAUUAUGAAUGGGAAGAAGAGGAGAUUGAGUGUUGAACAGGUUCAUGCACUGGAGAAAGUGUUUGAAGUUGACAACAAGCUUGACCCAGAAAGAAAAGUGAAAAUCGCCGCAGAAUUGGGGCUUCAACCCAGACAGAUUGCAAUUUGGUUCCAGAAUCGCCGCGCCCGCUGCAAGACUAAGCAACUGGAGAGGGAUUACAAUCUGCUCAAGGCAAAUUAUGAAUCUCUGCACCUCAAUUACAUCAAAAUUGAACAAGAAAAGGAAGGCUUAAUUGCAGAGCUUAAAGGGCUGAAAGAGAAACAGCUGGUGGAAGAAAACAAAGAAUGCAAUCACUCUGCCAACGAAAACCAAGAUCCAUCAGCUCCAAGAAACUGCGGUUUAUCAUCAGAGACGAAAGAUUUGAUGGACUUCAAAGACGGUUCAUCAGACAGUGACUCCAGCGGGGUGUUGAACAAUGAAGAUUGCAGCUUCCACUAUCCGCCAUUGAUGCCGCCUAAAAGCUCAUCACUUUACCAGCCACAGUUCGUGAAAAUGGAGGAGCAAGCUAGUGGGUUUAACGCAGAGGAUUCUUGCAAUAUUUUCUCACUGGAUCAGCCUCCUAACCUUUACUGGUACUGCGGUGAUUACAGAAACUAUUAGUGGAUUAUUGGAUAUAAUCAUAUCAUUAUUAAUUCCAUAGUGGAAAUAAUUCAUGUGUACUACUUCAAGUACUUAACCCUUAAAAGGCUUUGCUUUGCUAAUUACUCCCUAGUACAAUUUUGUAACUUCACAC